This is a messenger RNA of Penicillium verrucosum, 846 nucleotides long. Its product is annotated as aminoglycoside phosphotransferase family protein. The coding region runs from base 1 to 846 and encodes 281 amino acids. The transcript is spliced from 2 exons. NCBI's taxonomy places the organism in Eukaryota, Fungi, Ascomycota, Eurotiomycetes, Eurotiales, Aspergillaceae. The record is from RefSeq and is a predicted model, not a curated record.
AUGAACCCAUAUACGACGGACCCAGACGAUAUCCCUCCUUCUGAUCUAUACGCGGAUUUGCCGCUUUAUGGUCGGUACCAUCCUAGACCAGACGACUUCCGCGUUGACCGUCAGCAUGUCAAUUCUCAUUCCGCAGACUCGUUAGCUUAUUGGGCAUCAGUUAUUGAUCUUUGCAACCAAUCUGCUAGAAUCUAUCCCGCCGAUGACGGUGGUCGCGACGUGUUUGCCCUUGGUAGCAUCAUCAUUAAAUCAAGCCACCUACAUACGCCACGGAGCACCAAGUAUACGGAGAUUGACUAUUCGUAUGCUGAUGCGAAUGAGAUCCGGGCGAUUGCUAUAGCAAAGAACGUCUUGGAAGACGUUAAAGUACCCAAAAUAUACUUUACUGGAAAGAUCAAUGGCCGCCAUAUACUGGUCCAGGAAAGGCUUCCCGGUGUUGCGUUGGCCGUCGCUUGGCCUUAUCUUUCGCAAGCUCAAAUGGAGUCCUUUAAACAACAAGCACGCGAUAUACUCCGACAGCUACACACUAUCAAGCCUACCGAUAGACGCCAGGUUCGCUCUUACGUCGUGCCUGAUCCCAACAUUCGUAGCAACGGCCGUAUCCAGCCCCUUGAAUGCGAUAUUCUCUUCUCUAAUACCAAUACCGAUCCAGACAUGAGCUUCAUGCAUAAUGACUUGACUGAUUCUAACUGUAUAGUUGAUGAUGACAGGAUUGUGGGGCUCGUUGAUUGGGAAAUGGCUGGCUUUUUUGGCUUGAAGACGGCUGGGGAAGUUCAUCGCAGGCUUAGGCUACAUGAUACUUCUUUUUGGAUGGAUCUCUAUGAACUUGACAAGCAUGAGCCUUGA